Molecule: messenger RNA, 396 nt
Organism: Auxenochlorella protothecoides
Lineage: Eukaryota; Viridiplantae; Chlorophyta; Trebouxiophyceae; Chlorellales; Chlorellaceae
Exons: 1
Coding region: 1-396 (131 amino acids)
Source: RefSeq, a predicted model, not a curated record
AUGGUGUGCGACACCCUGACGUCCUCAUCUGUCAUCUGCACAUCCAGUGUGACGACCACUGCCAUUCCCUCCUUGCUGACGUUGGUAUUUGCCUUUGCGUUUGGACCAAGUAGGACUCUGACCCUGACACCCACAAGUUUCACCACCGUGAACACAACCACCUUGGCCUCGACCAAAGCUAAAGGCACAGUGACUGCAGCCGCCCUCGACCCAAGCACAAAACAAACGGUGGCGUCGCCAUCUGUCCCCAUCGUAGAUGCACCCCUGCCACCACCAUCACCGUCCCCUCCAGCUCCACGCAGCCCAAUGAUCACCAGUCCCUCACCCGGGGCGUCGCCACCACCUCCAAGAAUGCACCCCCCUCCUCCACGCAAUCCUCCCCCCUUUCCCACCUAG